Molecule: messenger RNA, 2355 nt
Organism: Neltuma alba
Lineage: Eukaryota; Viridiplantae; Streptophyta; Magnoliopsida; Fabales; Fabaceae
Product: LRR receptor-like serine/threonine-protein kinase FLS2
Exons: 1
Coding region: 187-2118 (643 amino acids)
Molecular function (GO): protein binding
Source: RefSeq, a predicted model, not a curated record
GCAUGCUUUUGAGCGUCAAAACUUUAAAAGGAGAAUAAAAAGAUGAGCAAAAAGAAAAAAGUUGUACGUUUCUGAGCAAUGCUGGUUGUUUUGUUCUUAUCUAUUGGAACUAUUCGUCAGAAUGAAACACAAACCAAAAUCCAUUAGUUCCUUUUCAGAUAGAGCAACUCCAUUUGCUAGCACAAAAUGAAGUAUCAGUUGAUACGGUUUAUAGUUACUCUGUUUAUUAUAAUCACAAGUGGAAGCGUGAGAGGAAGUACGGAAGCUUGCAAUGCCAAUGACUUGGAAGGUUUAAUGGGUUUCAAGAAUGGGAUUCAAAUGGACACUUCUGGACGCCUAGCAACGUGGGUUGGCCACAACUGUUGCCAAUGGGAAGGUGUUGUCUGUGAAAAUGCAACCUCCAGAGUCAGUGAGAUAAACCUCGCAGGAUUCAUUUCCACAGGUGAUGAUUUGUCUCAAACCCAGAUGAAGGGCUUGCUUUCUCCUUCCAUAACGCUUCUUACCUCUCUUAAAGUCUUAGAUCUUGGUGGUUUAGCUGGUCUCAGUGGGACAAUUCCACAAACAGUGGGUGUCCACUUGCAAAAUCUCCAAAAGCUCCGCCUUUACGGCAACAACUUGACUGGUCCAGUACCAGAAAGCAUUGGUGAGUUGUCAAAUCUUCAAGAACUGGCUUUGCAUGAAAAUGGGUUAUCUGGGUCAAUCCCUUCAACCCUGGGAAGCCUGAAAAAUCUCAAAAGGUUGCUGCUUUAUACGAAUCAUUUUUCAGGUAUAAUGCCGGACUCACUUGGUAAUUUGACUAGCUUAGAGGAAUUGGAUGUUCAUGGCAAUUCUUUAACUGGUCAUAUACCAGAUAGGAUCGGUCAGAUGCAAGCUCUGGAGAAGCUUGAUCUUUCUAACAAUCUUUUAAGUGGCAAUAUACCUGCUUCACUAACCAAUUUAACUGCCAUUUCACUUUUAUACGUGGACACCAACCUUCUCGAGGGGAACAUCCCAUUUCCCUCAAGAUCUGGUGAAAUGCCUUAUCUGAAAUUCUUAAGGCUCCAUAGUAACCAUCUCAAUGGGAAUAUACCUUCCAGUUUUGGCUAUCUAGUUUCCCUCCAGAGAGUUUCGCUCUCAAACAACAAGCUUGAAGGAGAAAUACCUUCUAGUUUGAGCAAUUUGCAAUCUCUGACAGAACUUUAUCUCAGUGACAACUUCUUAUCUGGCCAGAUCCCAAAAUCAAUAGGACAACUCUCUGAGCUUAUAAUGUUUAACAUUUCCAAUAAUCUAAUUGAAGGACCAUUGCCUCAAGAGAUGUCAUCCCUUCAAAAUGUGCAAACCCUUGAUCUGUCUUUCAAUCAUCUGAACCUCUCUUCCAUCCCAGAAUGGCUUGCAAAUAUGCCAUCGCUUUCUCGUAUUUACUUGGCAGGUUCUGGAAUCAGGGGUCGUAUUCCGGACUUUUUGCAAACAGCCGAUAGUCCAAUUCAGGAAUUGGACUUAUCAAUGAACUAUCUCAGUGGAGCCAUACCCUCCUGGAUUGGAACCCUGGACCAGCUAUACUUGCUAAAUCUCUCAAGGAAUUCACUUGAUUCAAACAUCCCUGAUUCUAUUUCAAACUUGAACGAUCUGGGUGUUCUUGAUCUUCACUCAAAUAAGCUAACAGGAUCCGUGAAUCGAGUUUUUGAAGCACAAGGGGUUUCUGGGGGAUCGCUGACAUACAUUGAUCUUUCUGACAACAACUUCUCAAGUGGGAUUGAAGAUAUUGGCGUGGGAGGGCAACGUGACAUUCAGUUUCUGAAUUUGUCUCACAACAUUCUGAGAGGCAGAUUACCAAGUUCUAUUGGGAGUUUGAAAUCAAUUCAAAGUUUGGAUUUGAGCUUCAACGAUUUAGCCUCCAACUUGCCGGAGAUAUUGGCAAAUCUAACCUCGUUAGAGAGAUUGAAGCUGCAGAAGAAUCACUUUACAGGCAACAUACCCAGUGGAUUUCUGAACCUGAGAAACCUGAAAGAACUGAAUUUAUCAGACAAUUCUCUUGAAGGGGAAAUUCCAGAGGGCAAACCUCUGAUUGACUUUCCCGAGACUUCUUAUUCUGGCAACAAAGGCUUAUGUGGGAGGCCUCUCGUUCCCUGUAAGACCUGAGAAUUGCCGGAUGGUUUUUCUCUUUCCUUGCCAGAAAUUGUCAGAUAACAUUGGAACGAAAACUUAAGGGUUGGAUUGAUUUGUAAUGAACCAUCAUGUUUAAAUUAUCCAGAAACAUUUUGAUUUGGUUUAUUUGUCGCGCAAAAUUAGGAAGUUGAACAUCCACUUUUUUCCCCUUGCAGAAUGGAGAGAACUUCUGUAAUUAUAUCUUUGGUUAAUUUGAUGAUAUUUGGUUAA